CUGUGCAGGAGGAGAGGCAAAGGAGCAGGGAGAGGAGUGAGAACGAGGCUGAAUCCACAAGCAGUGGCAGUGAGGACAUGCCCGUGGAGAGGAUCCUGGAAGCUGAGCUGGCAGUCGAACCCAAGACGGAGGCGUACAGCGACAUGAACACAGAGAGCUCGACAAAUGACCCUGUCACCAACAUAUGCCAUGCGGCUGACAAGCAGCUCUUCACGCUCGUCGAGUGGGCCAAGCGAAUCCCACACUUCUCCGACCUGACGCUGGAAGACCAAGUCAUUCUCCUGCGAGCAGGCUGGAACGAGCUGCUCAUUGCCUCUUUCUCCCACCGCUCCGUGUCAGUGCAAGACGGCAUCCUUCUGGCCACGGGCUUGCACGUGCACCGCAGCAGUGCUCACAGUGCUGGUGUGGGCUCCAUCUUCGACAGGGUUUUGACAGAGCUGGUGUCCAAAAUGAAAGACAUGCAGAUGGAUAAGUCGGAGCUGGGAUGCCUGCGAGCCAUUGUCCUGUUCAACCCAGAUGCUAAGGGUUUGUCCAGCCCCUCAGAAGUGGAAUCGCUGCGGGAGAAGGUCUAUGCCACGCUGGAAGCCUACACGAAGCAAAAGUACCCCGAGCAGCCAGGGCGGUGAGUCCGGUGUCUCCUGCAUUUCUCCCCUCCGGGUUUGCCCAACCCCCCCCGGCCCCUGCCAGCGCUGCGGUCCAUCGGGCUGAAGUGCCUGGAGCACCUCUUCUUCUUCAAGCUGAUUGGGGACACCCCCAUCGACACCUUCCUCAUGGAGAUGCUGGAGACACCCCUUCAGGUCACUUGA
Molecule: messenger RNA, 806 nt
Organism: Eurypyga helias (sunbittern)
Lineage: Eukaryota; Metazoa; Chordata; Aves; Eurypygiformes; Eurypygidae
Product: retinoic acid receptor RXR-gamma-like
Exons: 6
Biological process (GO): positive regulation of transcription by RNA polymerase II; retinoic acid receptor signaling pathway; response to retinoic acid
Cellular component (GO): RNA polymerase II transcription regulator complex; nucleus
Molecular function (GO): nuclear receptor activity; zinc ion binding; nuclear steroid receptor activity
Source: RefSeq, a predicted model, not a curated record